AUGCCCGCCAACUCAGCUGGCAAGGAAGAAGAUGCUGAUAGAGAACGGCAGGAGGAGCAGGCCUCCGCCUCAGGACGCCCUGCCUGCUUCAGCAGCACCGUCCAGGAAUGUCUGUUCGUGCUGACGGCCACUAUGGCCAUCGGCCAGAAUUCCUUCUACACCGGUUCCAUCACCGGCGUCACCGCGUCCAUCGGCCGGGAUCUCAACAUGAACUCGGCGGAGAUCACCUGGAUCAACGCGGGUGCUGCGUGUGUACCUCUCUUUCUUUAUCAAGAUACAGUACGAUUUAUGUUUGUCGCUGGCAUGGCGGGCUUCACGCUCGCGCUGGUGGUCGCCGGCUUCGCGACGUCGGCCAUCUACAUGGACGUCUUCUCCGGCAUUCUGGGGCUGUUCUCCGCCGCCGUCGUGCCCCCUGCCGUAGGUGCGCUGGGCGUCGUGUACGAGAAGCCGUCGAAAAGGAAGAACCGCGCCUUUGCGUGUUUCAGCGCUGGCAAUCCUCUGGGCUUCGUCGGCGGGAUGAUCAUCUCGGGGAUUGCGGACCAUGUGGCCAACUGGCGGGCCACGUUCUGGGCGUUGGCGGUUCUCUAUGCCAUCUUCACCCUCUUGACCGUCUGGACGGUCCCAAAUGAUCCGCCAGACGGCACGGCGCCGUGGAACUGGGAAUCUUUCAAAAAGUGUGACCUUCCGGGCAUGCUGCUCGUCGUGACGGGAGUGUCUUUUUUCUCCAGUGCUUUAUCGCUUGCCGGUGAUGCGCCUGAUGGGUGGAGGACCGGCUAUGUGAUUGCACUGCUCAUCCUGGGCAUUGUUGCCAUGGCCGGCUUUCUCUACUGGCAGUCAGUAGCUGCGUAUCCAUUGAUGCCGCUGUACGUGUGGCGCGACCGAAACUUCUCGCUGCUCAUGCUCAUGCUCUGCCUCGGAUUCAUGGGGUUCAUGUCCGCUUCGUUCUGGCUGUCGCUGUAUCUGCAGGAGAUCAAGCACUCGUCUGCCAUCGAAGUCGCCGCGCAGCUGCUGCCGAUGGUCAUCAAUGGGAUUCUGGUCAAUAUCGUCUGCGGCCUGGUCCUGCACAAGGUCAGCAACAAGCUUCUCAUGCUGAUCGCCACGACGGGCUAUACGGCGUCCUUUCUCAUCCUUAGCUUCAUGAAGGAGGAGAGGCACUCGUAUUGGGCGUUUAUCUUCCCAGCCCUGAUUCUGGUCGUUGUGGGGGCUGACAUUGAGUUCAACGUGGCUAACAUGUACGUCAUGUCCUCGCUCCCCCCAUCCGACCAAUCCCUGGCAGGCGGCAUUUUCAACACCGUGACCAAGCUCUGCAACAACAUCAGUCUGGGGAUCAGCACGGCGGUGUACAACGCCGUCCGAGAUCAGAACUCGGGAAAUGCUAUUCGGCCGUAUCUUGCGACCUUUUGGUUUUCGGCCGUCAUCGCCGGCCUGUCGAUGUUUAUGGUGCCGUUCCUGAAGUUGGGGACGCAGGGUGGGGGUGAAAAGGGGGAGUUGUCUGAUGAGGCGGACGUUGAGGAACGGACGACUGCAGAAAAAGUGUCGAUUUAA
Molecule: messenger RNA, 1545 nt
Organism: Rasamsonia emersonii CBS 393.64
Lineage: Eukaryota; Fungi; Ascomycota; Eurotiomycetes; Eurotiales; Trichocomaceae
Product: MFS multidrug transporter
Exons: 5
Coding region: 1-1545 (514 amino acids)
Biological process (GO): transmembrane transport
Cellular component (GO): membrane
Molecular function (GO): transmembrane transporter activity
Source: RefSeq, a predicted model, not a curated record